This is a messenger RNA of Frieseomelitta varia, 5716 nucleotides long. RefSeq lists its product as uncharacterized. The record is from RefSeq and is a predicted model, not a curated record. The transcript has 5 exons. Gene Ontology annotation, biological process: actin cytoskeleton organization; protein phosphorylation. The coding region runs from base 1674 to 5093 and encodes 1139 amino acids. Gene Ontology annotation, molecular function: protein serine/threonine kinase activity; ATP binding. NCBI's taxonomy places the organism in Eukaryota, Metazoa, Arthropoda, Insecta, Hymenoptera, Apidae. Gene Ontology annotation, cellular component: nucleus; cytoplasm.
UUACCUUUGUGUUUUCUUUUUCUUUUUUUUUUUUCUAUCGAUCCAACGUUGAAGAUCGUUGAAUUACAGCAAGCGUUUCGCGUGUCGUUCGAGUGAAAGCCUCAUGGUUUUCGUAAUCAGGUGUCAAAGGUAUCCGAUCCUGCCUAUCUUCGAUCGCGAUUCGAACGUAAAGAGAUCGAUAAAUGUAAAAGUGUAAUUAGUUCGAUUUAUCAAUUUACGAAAGAAAGAUUUAUAGCCGUGGCGUGUGUGUUUCGGUAUAGUCGGACGCUUAAUGCGGCGUUUCUAAAACUGGAACAAGACGCCUGGACGUUCGGCAGAAAGCACUUCUCGCCCUGUGUAAAGAAUGCAUCGAACUGCCGCGUCGUGCUGCACACGUUACACACCAAUUAAACGUAGCUGGCCCCUGAUAUAUAUAAUUGCAUCUUUUACGUACUUCUUGUUUUUGAUCGUAAAUUGCGUUUCUCGCGUGUGAAAACGGCCAUCCACCGCAACCGGUGGAAGAAGAAGUAGCGCUGCUUUGUAAAUCAAAUCGCCGCGCGAUGUAUCACCGCGUAUGCUCAGCCAAUCUGCACCCAUGUGUCCGCGUUAUUCAACAGAUCUGUCCGUAUUCCGCGGCACGAGAACCUGGCGUAUCCAAACGUUGCACUGCCAAAAUUGUCCGUGUUUCGCGCGUUGUCCAUUCUUUCAAUCGGAUAUGAACGCCGUUCAUCGUCGAACAGAAAUCAUUUCAAUAGUCGGUCAUUUCGACAAUCGACGCAUUCGCGAAACCAUCGGAGCCGGUCAUUAUCGUCGUGUCGGUCAUACUACGGAAGCAAAUAUAUAUGUACAUGUAUGUAGGUUUCAUUCGUUGAGUUUGAGCUAGGUCAGUGCGGUGAAUCGCUGCGGAGGAGUUAAUCCGAUAAACCGCUCUUCAACGUUUCCUACCAUUUAUUAUAACAAGGUUUUUGCAAUUGAAACUGUUCGAGCGUUCAACUGACAGAUGCACAAUUCGCCUCGCUGCGGAAUUUCGCUGCGAUUCGACUUGGCUGUUUCGCUCGAUAUCGAUCGUUAAUAAUCGAAUUUUCAACAAGGGAAACAAAAAAAAAAAAAAAAACGCGGCAAAGAAGUGGUUUCAAUUGCGGAAACGAAACGAGAGCGAAGGUCGUUUGUAUUGACUGGUUCUGUGGGACGCAGAUUUCUUCCAGAAAAGCCAAAGUCUCCUUCCCGUGUUUGCUCGAGGACGCUCGAAGAGAGAGAGAGAGAGAGAGAGAGAGAGAGAGAGAUGUGCCAAGUUUCGCCGCUGCGGAUGUUUCAUGUGCUUCUCGAGUUCAUCGACGUUGACUGGUUGCCGCACUGCGUUCCUUGUUAGGACUAUGUCCUAGUCCGCUGUGAUUCCGCGAAACGCGUAAUCCCACUGCCAAAAGAGAGAAAGAGAGAGAGAGAGAGAGAGAAAGCGAGUGUAGUAUACCCAAAGUUUAAAUGUGAUGCUAAGAUGUCGGGCUACCACUUCAAGGACGUAGCUCGUCGCCGCCUCGAGAGUCUUCCCGAUCGAGAAUCGACGAUCUCGUUUGUUUGAACCAAGAGACGCCGCCACGUCCACCGACAAGACUGAUAAAUUGUGUGAUGCAGCACGCGGAGGCGACGAUCUUCCGUCCCGAUUCAAGCUGUUCAAUUUCCUCGCAAUAACGGCGAAAAUGUUCGGCAAGGUACCACCGUCGAAUACACCGGGGCCGCCUUCGAACGAUGGAACGACGUCGGUCGAGUCGUGCGUUAGGCCAAGUGGAGCCGCGUGUUUGCCGUGUUUCUCGGUCGACGAGACGCCGGCAACGCUCACCGAGGAAAAGUCGAAACCUUGGAGGCCGAAGGACAACUGUAUGCCCGUGGUCUCCGAAGCACCCUCCAUAGGGAUGGAGGAUAAGCAGAAGAUCUGGCGAUCGAAAGAGAAUUGUACCUGUUCUGUCAUUUUCGAACCACCUUGCAUCGUCGAUGACAAGUCGAAACCGAAGAGAGCAAAGGACGGAUCGUGUCCUCUAAACGAGUAUUCCACGCUCACGGAGGACAAAACGAAACCGUGGAGAUCCAAGGAGAAUUCUAACGUCAGCGUGGUCCCCGAUGUAGGGAUGUCCUCGAUCGAGGACAAAUCGAAAACGAGGAAAUGCAAGGAAACGUGUACGCCUUCCGAGUGUUUGGACGAUAAGAAGACUCGAAGGUCCACGAAGGAGUGUAACAAUAAGCUGACGGUGGAAUUAGCUUCCGUAGACGAUAAGUCGAAGGUUCGAAGAGUCCCGAAAGACGGUAACACCGGAGGUGUCGAUUUGUACGGCAGCUCGCAAGCAUCUAGCUCCGCGCCUAAUUUUUCCCAAGUGUCCAUCUCGCUCGUCGAGGUGAACAGACCUGGCAAGAUCGAGUCGACCGGGUGCCUGGUCGCGAAGAACUCUUGCUCCAAAUACUCGGUGAAGGAGACUUCUGCCCACGGAAGAAGUCACACGGGACUGGCGGCAAAAACGACGUCCGUUCACAAGUGCACGUCGAACUCUAAUUGUACAAGUUACGUGAAAUCGUCGAGCUGCGCGUCUGCCAAUGCCGCGAAAUCGCAAAGGGUACUUUGUUCCACUAGCCUGAGCAGUUUGAACGUCGAUCUUGGCUCGAGAGACUCGUCGAAACUGACGAAGAAGCACACAGGCCCUAACCGCGAAUUUCUUGCUGGUAAGGAGCAACAUUUGCCCGGAGGAAAAUCUAUUUCCAGAGAGACGCAGAGGAGUGUCGCGCAGACUGCACCAUUGGCGGCAAGCAAACCCGCGAGGUCUUCCGAUGCAACAAGACAUUCGGUGUCGAACGGGAAAACUCGUCCCGUCUCGGAAAUCAACGACGAGCACGGUGAAUCGUCGAUGGACUUUACGGCGAUCUCUGCGAUUCAGUCGACCGACGAAUCCUGCCAGAAGUCGUCCGCGAAGUCGUACACCACUGACAACGAUAUCGUGGAAUUGGUAGUUUCGGCCACUUCCACUUCGUCGGCUAGCUACGAGCAACGAAAUUGCAGAGGUGACUUCACCACGUCGACACCGUCGAAAGACUGGAUGAAAUCUAACGGCGACGCGUUACAGCAGAGUUGUAUUUCCUGUUUGCCGCAAGAUCUUCCAACGGAGCUUCAGUUGCCUUCGUCCCGAAGUUACAGGGAGCGAGAAAAGUGCCGUGAUCCAUGGCGACCCACCGAAAUGGAAAGCAAUAUCUGCAACUUGAACGCAGUGUGUCCUAGUGAUACGUAUCAGGAUACCGGCUCGAAAAGGAGGACAGGUGCUUCCUGUCAGGCGUUGAGGCAUGCGGUUGCCUCGUUGAAUCGAUUGGAUGACUUUUACAUGGAGAAGAUCGGUGCCGGAUUCUUCUCGGAAGUGUUCAAGGUUACCCACAAAGUGACGAGUCAGGUGAUGGUCCUGAAGAUGAACCAGCUACCAGCGAAUAGGCCAAACAUGUUGAAGGAAGUUCAACUGAUGAACAAGCUCAGUCAUCCAAACAUACUCAGGUUUAUGGGAGUCUGCGUACACGAGGGACAGUUGCACGCGUUGACGGAAUACAUAAACGGCGGUAGCUUGGAACAGCUGAUCAUGUCGAGGCACACGCCGCUACCCCAUUCGAUCAGGAUGAAUCUGGCGAGAGACGUGGCGCGCGGCAUGACCUAUCUCCACAGUCGUGGACUCUUUCAUCGCGAUCUUACGUCGAAGAACGUACUGAUCAAAAAGGACGAGAACACGUCGGAGAUGACGGCCGUGGUGGGCGACUUUGGCUUGGCGGCAAAGAUCCCCGAUCCCAGUUCCGGAUAUAGGCUGAGCACCGUGGGUAGCCCCUAUUGGAUGUCACCGGAGUGUCUGAAGGGUCAGUGGUACGAUCACAGAUCGGACAUCUUUUCGUUUGGCAUCGUGGUCUGCGAGCUGAUCGGCCGGGUGCCGGCCGAUCCGGACGUUCUACCACGGUCAGACAACUUUGGCCUCGAUUACCUGGCCGUGGCAGAGAUCUGCGCGGCAGCUGAUCCGCCGCCAGCCUUCCUGCAGCUUGCCUUCGAUUGUUGCACCUACGAGCCAAAGUCGAGACCGACCUUCCAGGAGAUCGUCUGCAGCCUGGACACAAUGAUCAGCAACUAUGAGGAGGAAACGAAGAACAGCAUCGGCAAGCGUCAAUCGGUGGAUCCUGCUCUGAUGUCUAGCAUGGACGAAAUCACUCGAGAGGGACGGCCGACGAAACGCAAGACCGCUCGUCUUCGGAGUCAGUCGGCAGACGCGAGGGGUUGCGACAACGCGACGCCAUCGGACAAAGCGAGAUGUCACUCUGUGAGAAGAGUGGCGGAACUGGCUAGCAGGAGGGAUCCGCAUUACAGGCCCAUGACGGCGAAUCCGUUCCACGCGUUGGGUGGCGUGAAAAAAAUUCUCGGCGACCUGUUCUCCAGCUGUCUGGAGCUUCCGUCUUUGGAGGACGUCAGGCCGAGCGUCACCGAUGCUAUCGCCAAGUUCAAGCCCGCGCAGAACGACAGUAUCGCGAAGAUCUUGGACAGGAAGAAACCAAAUUCGGAACCGAGCAGUCCCACUGCCAGGAAGAAAUGGGAGAGGAAGGUGGCUACGAAGGUGGGCGCUGCCAGCUUGUUCACCCACCCGCUUUUCCGGGACGGAUGGGAGCCAAGGAGGCGCGGUAGCUGCGAGUCGGGCUUCUGGAGCUGCGUCGGCGAAGAUCUCAGCCCAGAGCCGCCGAAUCGCCGACACACCUCCACGUUGAGCAGCUCUGCGGCGAGCAGCCUGUUUCUCUUGGACGAUCAUCGGACCAGCUCGAUCUACACCGACUCGUCCGAGGAUAUAGCGAGUUUAGGUGGUGGUGACUCUUGCUGGGAGGAUAGGUUAAGCGGCAUCGGGUCUUCCAGCAAGACCAUCUCCAAGAUCGUCGAGUAUUUCGAGAGGAAGCAAGCGGGCAGCUUGCGACUCGCCGAUCACGAUGCCGGUUCUAGUAGGUUAACGUUGUUGAAGGCAAGCUUAGAGGGUCCUGUUCCGCUGUGCAGCAUCUCAGCCGCACAGAGGUUGGUCGUCUGCGAGGGUGCAGUGCGCAGCAAGUUGCCUCUGUUUGACAAAAAGUGAUACGCGUCGCUUGCACGCCGUAGAGUUUGUUCCUUAGGAUUUCUUAGUUAUCUGCCGAUGUUUUUGGACCGCGUGAGACGCACGCGCGCAGACGCGCCUACACGGAGAAACGUUUCGACACGACGAGCUGUUUCACAGGCAAGAAUGACGGCAAUAUCGACGCGACAAAGAUAUUGGAGCGAAGAGUAGAGAGAUCCGGAGGAAAAUAGGAGUCGAACAACCUGGUCGCGCGCGACGGAAGAGCUGAAAGGAUCGAGGAAUCGAUUAUAUUUUUAUUGGACUUUGGCGAUCGAAGUUAGAAUAUUUGAAAAUGGAGAACGAGGUCGGUAUUUACCGGAUUCGAGCAUCUGUGGUACAAGUUCAAUGAAAAUACAGUCGAGUACGAGUCGAGCGGACGCUUCUUUAAAAAAAAAAAAAAAAAUUCUAGUAACCCGACUGUGAUGUUUUUUGAUAAUCUACAUACAUUAUUGAUCCAUGCAACUAUGUUCGAAGCUGUCGGCACGAGUUUCCUCUUCCGCGUGCGACGAUCGUUAGACAUUUCUCACCGUCAGCGUUAGUGCACUUUGAAGAAAAAGAAAAGAGAAAGAGGAGAACUUUACACUGGAUGCAAUAGCCGUAAAAUU